This is a messenger RNA of Pocillopora damicornis (cauliflower coral), 3443 nucleotides long. Its product is annotated as piRNA biogenesis protein EXD1. The record is from RefSeq and is a predicted model, not a curated record. Gene Ontology annotation, molecular function: 3'-5' exonuclease activity; nucleic acid binding. Lineage: Eukaryota; Metazoa; Cnidaria; Anthozoa; Scleractinia; Pocilloporidae. Gene Ontology annotation, cellular component: PET complex. Gene Ontology annotation, biological process: nucleobase-containing compound metabolic process; piRNA processing.
AAAUGGCGGACAAGGGUACAUUUGUUGGCGCAAGGUUACGAGUGUCCACAAACGAAGGAGAUUAUGAAGGAACGGUCCAUAGCAUAGAUGUGGAAAAGAGGAAGGUUACGUUAAGUAAAGUGGUUUCAUGCAGCACAGGAAGGAAACUUCAUGGAUUUCAUCAUUUUUUCGGUCAUGAGCUAACCUCAUUGGAGCUGUUAGAAGAGGCUGAUAACAAUGCUUCACAGGAUCAACUGGCAGAGAAUGGCCAGAAGCAUGACAAUAAGAAAGAAAAACAACUCCAUGAGGAAAACUCUAACAUUGCAUCAAAUCAUUCAUUGCAAACGUCAUCUAAACCAGACAGAGGCUUUGGAGACAGAGGAGUAGCAAAAGCAUUUACAGAUGCUGGUAUUGGGAUCAAUUCAAAAUUAGGAGUAAAAAAGACAGCUGUUUCCAGUGGAUCUUUCUCCAGGGAUGUGAGCGAUGAAGGAGACAGUCUACUGAAAAGGCACCCUAUCAUAGCAGAGAAGUAUCUUUCUGACGCAACACUUGAUGAGGAAGUAAAGGAGAACACAAGUCCUAAUGAGCUCCCUGAUAUUGUGCCUAUUGAUUCAUUUGGGGAGUCAUUUGAGGAAGCAGUAAAAUUCAUCAGUAGACAGCGAGUUAUUGGUGUUUGCUGUGAAGGUGUAAAUCUCGGAAGGCUUGGAAAACUUUGCUGGCUGGUGAUUGGCUGUAGCAGAGUAAUUUACUUGUUUGAUGUUCUUACUCUUGGAGCUCCAUGUUUUGAUGAGGGAUUACAGGACAUUCUUGAAAGUGGAGACAUACUGAAGGUAUUUCACGACUGCAGACUGGCCAGUGAUGCACUAUUUCAUCAGUAUCAUAUCCACCUGAUGAACGUGUUUGAUACUCAGGUGGCGGAUGCGAUUAUUUACAAGAAUGAAAGAGGAGGAGAGCUACCCAGAUAUGUUAAUGGACUAGUGGCCUGUUUGUAUGAAUACUUGAACUUGUCACCUGAGAAUGUGUCCUUCCAGAAAGUGCGACAGAAAUUUAUGAAGACAAAUGCAUCUGUUUGGGCUGUAAGGCCUGCUCCAGAGGCUCUAGUAGAUGCCGCCGCUAAGCAUGUCAUGUAUCUAAGGGAGCUGCGGCUUGCUCAAAUGGAGAGACUAAUGGCAGAAUUUCUUUAUGGCGUCGAUAUUUAUCUGAGUAUUGCUCGAGAUUCCAAGGAGCUGAACCCCAAGGUGAAAGGUCAGCUGCUCCCUGCAAAGUUCAAAGAACUGAACCAUUUCAACUACAGACAUCGGUCGAGACGAUAUGAUGGUGACUUCCAUGAAGAUGCAAAGGGAGUCGUACCAGAGGACGUGCUGGCCAGUCGGGAGGCCUGGUGCGAAGGUGAUCAGUUCACGCAUGCGUAUGAGAAUAAAAAGGGGCGUGUGAAGGAAACUGUCAACUCUAUCUCCGUUCCCUUGAACAGACUGAAAGAGAAAUGGCGCGAAAGCGGGAGUGAUUCUGACGCAAGUAACGUCACUUCAGAAAGCAAUGGAAGCAGCAUGGAAGCAGCAUUACAGAAUCAAGGCGCUGCUGCUCCUGCUGUCAAGUCGUCUUCUGUUUCAAUUACAGCCCGCCCCCAGGAAAUAUUCAUAGAAAAAGACUUUCCACCACUGAGCAGUCGUGAAUCCGAGGGACCUGGGACCGUUCCUCGACAAAAGGAACAAAAUCGUCUAGAUUUGCAAGCCGAUAGAAGAAUGGAAGAAACCGUAAGAGAGACAGCCCAUGCUCUUGGGCCUGGACUACAAUCUAAUUCUGCUCAGCCACCAAGUCUCUUACUCCAACGUGCUAAUGCGCUUUUGAGGGAAUCUGCAUCCUUGCCUGGCCGCGGGCGGGCGGGAGCUUUGUUACGGCACGCCGCUCUCCCGGAAGUGAGAUUGCCCGGUGGAUCGGGAUAUUAUCACCACGAGGCAAGUGGUGCCGAUCGCUACGACGCAAACAGAAACGAAUUCCACUUUCCAGCUGAUGAAGAACUCCUCGCUGCCCCGGAGGUCGUUCCAGUGCCCAACCAUCACCUUGUUGGGGGAACAACAGUGAGGAUCAGAAAGACUUGACACAAUUUAUGUUGCGUGACGCGUGACCUAAAGGUUGCCGUUUGUUGCGGAACGCGUGAUCUAAGGAGUGAAGGUUACCAGGAAAGGUUUUUGCCGUAGGACAAAAGACGUUUUUCACGUCGCUUGUGCAUUACGCGCAAGGUUUUGCAGUUCUGCAUUGGAAUUUCGAAAGAGAUUUGUAUUGAGUACGAGUAGAAAGAAUGUUUUACUCUUAACUGAAUCUCGCAGAAAGUUUUUCAAGCAAGGGCUGUCAGGAGCUCGUUACUAGCGUUCUAUUAUACUAAAACUGUUUCUAUCAGCAAACGAGAAACGUCGUAAAUGUUUUUAAAUGUGUAUCAAAUCAAUCCCAUGUCAGGCUUUUUAUGUUCGAGUUGAUACCACUCAGAAACAUGGAAGAUGAGGAUGAAUUCUAAACUUGGAGUGAUGUCCAAACUACCGAGAUCUUCUCUUGAUAGAACAUCAACACUUAUUUACCCAGCGAUGUUUCCUUAAAAAUUCUCUCAACCCAGUUCCAAGAUCACACCGUUAGGGCGCAGAUCGGAGAAUCGAUGACAUUUCGGUGGAUCAAUGGCGAGAUCCGAGAAUGCGGACAAGUGACUCAGUUGUUAGUCAUCUGACUUUAUUAAGUAGCCUCUUUGUAAAAUUAGACGACCAAAAAGCGUUGGAGAAUUUUUGUGCUGUAACUCAUCUUUCUGGUUAGGAUCAACGCCAGUGGUCGUAUGACUGAAGGAACCUAUUCAAGUCGCGGUGUCCUUUCGGUCAUUGCGCUGGGGCUCGGGUUUGAGGCCUGGCCGUGACAUUGUGUUGUGUUCUUGGGCGAGACAUUGGAAUGGGUACCGGAAUUGUCAGGGAACCCUGAUGUAAUGCUGGGGGGUAGCCUUAGGAUGGACUGGCAUCCCAUCCAAUGGGGAGUAGUAAUACUUCUUGUCGCUUCAUCUCAUGGAGGAAACCGGGAUAAGCACUGGCUGGAUGGGACACUUGGCUUGACGGACUUUCUACUUGUAAAACGACUAGGACUGUUGCUGCAUUUCUACAGGGUUACAGUUUGCUGGUACCCCUGAAUACUUCUUGUUAGAGAGAGGCGUUGAGAAAAACGUACCCAUUGAACCAGGUUUAGGCUCAAACCUAGACCCCUCGCCGUGCUCGUUCCUGUUUACGUGUUGACAUGACAGCCAAUAGGCAACUGCAUUCUUAAACCUAAACGAGGAAAGAAUUCGAAAACUCGGAAACCUUCAUUUAUUGUUCAACCCUUUUUGGUAGUUUUCGGGGGCUUUGUAAUGUCUAUGUUUGACUAGUUGUGAUAAGUUUAUGUCUGUUAGUGAUAGCUGUAAAAUUAUGCUGAACAGCUUUAAACAGCUUUGCUGA